UGAUCUUUUGACAGACUUUAUACUUUAGAAGGCAAGCUUGUUGAGAACGGGGAGGAGCUGGAGAAUGGACAGUUUUACGUGGCUGUUGGCAGAGAUCGGUUUAAGAAAUUGCCCUACAGUGAGUUGCUUUUUGACAAGUCUACCAUGAGGAGGCCUUAUGGUCAGAAAGCAUCUUCACUGCCUCCCAUCGUAGGAUCGAGGAAGUCUAAAGGGAGUGGAAAUGAUCGCCAGUCUAAGUCAACAGUGAGAUCCAGCGAUAACUCAUCUCCUCAGCCCGUGAAGAGGAAAGGGAAGAAGAGCAAUGGAAAUUCAGAAAAAGCUCUCAAAGCCAAACAGAGCGUGAAGUCCAAGAGUGCACAACAAGCAAUUCUUCCCAGUGAUGAAGGCAUUUUCAAAGCUGGAGCAGAGAGGUCUGAGAUGCGGGGGGCAGCAGAAGUCCAGGAAGAUGAAGAGACUCAGGUUGAGGUUCCAGUCGACCAGAGGCCAGCAGAAAUAGUUGAUGAGGAAGAAGAUGUAGAGAAAGUAGACACGGAUGCAGAGCAAAAAGAAGACCCUUCAAGAGGGAAUGAUGGAGCUGCAGAGGAAGGAGGCAAGGGUGCUCCUGACCUCCCUGAGCACAGCGAGGAGGUGGCCAGUCCUGCCCGUGCAAAUGGAGGAACUGAUGAGGAAAAUGGAGAGGAGCUCGGCCAGACUAACAGUGAGCUUCAGCCAGCAGCGGGCGAGGAGCACAGGUCUCCAGGAGCCGGCAGUAGACAGGAUGAGGCUGACUUAGACCCCCAAGGACCACAGAGACCAGAAGUAAAAAUCACCAGUCCUCAAGAAAAUGAAAACGAUGAACAAAACAAGGACUAUGCUGUUGUGGCCUAGAUGAUUUUUUUUUUAAAGCGAGUAUGUGGAUUAUAAGAAAACAAAAGGUUGUAAUACUUGAAUAAUAAGCACAGUCAUGGUGAAGCAUAACAUGGCAACACAAUUCAAUAUUACUUGUUGAAUUUAAAAAUAGAUGCCCAAAGAAAAGACUAGAUAACUUUUAGCAACUACCAAAGGAGAAUGACUUAUUUUUGUGGUAUGUGUUUUUGAAAGUUGAAAAGUUAAGUAAAAAGGACAAAGAACUUGCCCUGGCAGACAAUUAGCCAUUUAUGUUUUUAAGCAUAAAAAUAGGAUCACUCCUAGUGCAUACUUUAUUAUAAAUUUACAAGUAAGAUUAUUCAAUGGCAGUUCAUUGUAAAGCAUUUAUCUAGGAUAGCGCAGAAGUUUAAAGAAUUGGUAAUAGAACAUGUGUUAUUUUCUUAAAGCAAUAAACUUGAAUGAACAAAUUGCAGUUUAGUUUCAGAGAUAAUUUCGAGAUAGCAGAUCAAACUGUUUCUAUAACUUGCCCACAUUUCUUUCCUCUUUUCUCUUUAGCCCAAAUCCACUUUGCACAAGCUAGAAGACAAUGUAAAGUGUUCGUGUUGGCUAGAGGAAGCACUCCUGCAGAGGGCUAGUGACUAAGGUCAUGCCCUCCCCAGAGAGCUUCUAAGCUCCACCUCACGGCUGCAAGCAUGCACUCAGGAAGUAGGGAUGACGGAACUGCCAGUCGCGUCACUAGUUGGAUGCUUUGCAACUUUUAGAAAUCCUAUGGAUUUUCAUAGAUUCAAUCUAUUUGUACUGAUAAUUUUAAAAGGUGAAGCCUAAAGGGAGGAUGCGAUAGCAUUUUACUAGAUGUCCUUUUCUUCUCCCUCUUAUUAUUGUAAUAGAAAAAUUGAUAUUGGUUAUUCCAGAGAUUGAAUUCUUCCCAGUUUUUUUUUUAACCAGAAAAAGAGAAUAUAAUAGGAAGAGAAAAAGGUCAGGAAGAGGAGUCAUGGCUGCCCAUUUUCAUUUGCUUCUUGCUUUAUUUCUAUGAGAGUUAUUUGUGAGAUUUUUGCCUCUGAAGAUGACAGCACUUAUUUUCAUAGAUGUUUAUAUUUAAUCUUUGCUGCAGCUUCCUUCUUAUACAAUUUAAAGUCAUCUAGUAGAAAUUGGUGGAAAAAAUUAAAAAUUAUCAUAAUGAAACCAGUUCCCAUUUGCCACUUUGUAGACUGAUUAAUAAUUUACUUUUGCUUUGUGGAGUAUAUAUGGGAAAAUGUAUUGUAUUAGUUUGGUGAUUAUUAGUAGAUAUUGUGUUUUUCUUCCUUGAAUACAGAAAUAAUAUAUUUUUCUCACAUUAAAGAAUAUAUUUUUAAUUAUGUAGAAGUUAUACGGAAAUUCUAACUUUUAGUGCUUUUAUAAGAUUAUUAACCAUAAAUUUAAAAGACUUUUCCUCCUCUAGGCUUCCUAACCAGCUUUUGAAAUUAAAAUAGUUGGUGGUUAGAUAAAGCACUUAACAAUACUAUAGAAAAUAGGCGUAUUUUUCCUAACAGCUAUUUUAAUAUCUUACACAAAUAAGAAGUAUGAAUAGAGAUUAUAAUAUAACAGUAUUUGGAGGGCAUAAUGAUUUAUUAAUCUAGGAAAUCAGCUGUAAAGAAGCACUGUACUUCUGGUGGAAAAUCUACUUUGCUUUCUGCCUACAGCCUUACGUUUUCAAGUGGGCAGCCGGAAGCACCGUGCAGCACAAGCAGCCAUCUGUGGGUGCAAGAAGUGGGCCAGCUGAGCUUUUAAUAUUAAAUUCCAGAGCUACUACUGGUCUGUGGUUAGUGAUUUUGAAGUAGUUUAUAAAAGUCAGUGAGUACAUAUAAGAAAUGUUUGCUGUCUCCAGGUGAUCCUUUUUUCUUUCUUUGAUGAGUUUCUCACUCUCCCUUUUCCUCUUUCAUAAUUUCUCCUUUUUUCCUUCAUUACAGUAUGAAUCUUAGGUUGUAAGGAACUCCGGAUGAGCCAUUUUCAUGAAGUACAACAUUGACUUUUACAGAAAGUAAACUUUGAAUUUUGGUAUACUUCAAGAAGUUAAUAGGUCACUCUAAUUAUAUCAAAAAUUUUAAAUUGGGAUGUGUUCUUUUUGUUUGUACAUUUUUUUAUAAUACUUGUUGAUGGAAAGAAGUGGUGACCUACCAUGAGGGAAAGUAAAAGAGUUUGCCACUUAAAACAAGUUUCAAACCUAUCAAUAUAAAUAAAUGACAUAGGUAAUCAAAACAAACAAGAAGUCAUGUACAGAGAAUUAAAAUUGUGGACAUCACUUUGGAGAUAAGUUUGGCAUAAAUGAUGAGAACAAAUUCGUCCCACUAAUGUGGCAGUUUUCUCCGUAGGAAUGGUGGUCUCUAUGGCAGGCUAGCAGAUAGGUUUGGGAACCAUUUAUGUGAGCUAGCAGAUCUUGGCUAGGCUUCAUAUAUUGUUUUAUAUAGAGAUGGUGCUAUGUAAAACUUACAUUGCUCUCACGUAAUAACCAGUAUAAUGCUUCGGGACAUUAGUUUUUGUGAAUCUGUAUAUGUAGGUUUCCUAGUUUUAGUUUUGUGUAACUACUUUAUUAAAAUUAUUUGGAUUUUUAAGGCACUUGUAAUAAACUGACUUGUUAGCAAAGUUGGAAUAUUAGAAGUUUCCAGAGCAAAUAAAAGAUUAUGACUAAAGUCAUCUUCAGGCUGCUGGCUUAGCUUCUAUGAGAACAGCUACUGAAUGACCAUUGAAUUCCAGUUAUAAAGAAUGAUAUUAUGACCAAGGAAAACCUUUACUCUUUGCUCUUCUCUGUGUUCAUAGAAUGACUUUUCAAUUAAGAUGUUUUUUUUCUUAGAUGUUUGGGACUAUGAUAAUGCAUGAAAGGCAUGGCCUUUCCCUACCUCUUGCUUUGUUCUGAAGGUGAGCUUUCUUGCCCAGGUGGGAAAAGAUGAGCCAUGCUGUAUGCACAGUUCCGACCAGCCAGGUGUCAGUCAGUUGUCAUGCAGUUGGCAAGCUGGAUCCACUGAUGUGAAGUUCCUAGUACUCAUGCUUCCAGCAUAUAACUCAUAAGUGAACACCUCAGAAUUUUCAUUGGAUGACCUGCUUAUGCACAAAGACGAGAUACUUAGAAAAAAUAAUUUGAGAAUUUGAAAUUGAGGUUGUGUAACAACAGGAAGGCUUUCUUUUCCUAUUAAACAAUUCUCCUAAAGAAUUAGCUCCACACUUUGUUUGCUGAACAGGUAGCAAAAGAAAAGUUAAGCACGUAGAUGAAUUGCUGCACAGAAAACAUCAUGUCUGAACCAUUGCCAAGCUGAAUGGAAACACAAUACAUAGAUGAAUAUCCGGUACUUAAGCAGAUGCACUUGCACUCUUUAAACACCAAAAAGGCCUCUUUAGGUGCAGAAUUAUUGAUAGAAUGCAGCUCUUUGGGAUCAGGUGGAAAGAAGUGACAUAUAAAAACAUGAAACAAAAUGCUAAGAAAUCACAUAUAUUAUGGUGCUUUAAAUAUUGACUCUAGAAGACUUUUAAGAGAUUUAAGGUUUUUUUUUUCUCAAAAUAAGAAAGUUAUCAGCAUUUUGGUGAAGAAAUAUAUUUCAGAAAAGGAUGUCAAAAUGUUUUUAAAGUUUCAUGAAAACUUAGACAUACCUGCCUUGUUUCUCUGAGGUGAUUUCCCAGCAGUUUCUGACACUUGCAGAACUGCAUUCUUUAGAUAUGGAAUAUUUCAUACUAACACAGGUCCUGUUAAAAGGUUAGUUACUGGUGGUGCAUGUAUGUGGUUAUAAGUUACUUGAAUAUGUCCGGGACUCCCCUUGGUCCUAGGCAGCCAGGGGUACCCCCAAUAGACUGAGUUGGUCCAUUAGUUUUUAGAACCAUGCAGGAGCAUUUUAGCUUACUUGUCUGACUGCAACAUCUUGGAUUGCAAUCAUAUUUUUAAGGCUAGCUUGUUUUUCAGAGGCAAUGAGUGCAUGCAGUUCUCCAUUAUGAAAUAGAGUUUUUAGGAAUGUCACAAGAUUUUUGCUUUAAAAAGUCCUUGUGUGGAUGGGUCUGCAUUUUAUUCUUCCCACAUGAAACUUUUACAGUUCUUCCUGUGAAGUUUGAGUGACAGAUGGAGAAUGAAAGAGGAUCCCUAUGUGUUGAUGAGGAAAACAUAAUAUUGCUUUUGAUGAGGCGUAACAUCUGGAGGAGAAAGGGGAUUAGGAAAGAAUUAAGAAAUGCCUGGGUAACAAUAAAGAAUUUAUGAAAUCAGGAGGUAACUAAUGGAACUCCAUUGACUUAAGCCAACAGUGAUUUAGCUUUAAUCUGUGAAUGGCGCUAAAUGAAUUCUCUGCAGUUUCAUCAGCUUGAACCAUAUAGUUUAAUUGAGUGUUUCAGUUAUUGCUACAAAUGUAAUGACAUAUGGGAAAAGGGAGUGACUGCAGUUGAUUUUAGAAGGUUGGAGAAAGCCUGUUUUGCUGUUUGGCUUCGUUGUUUGCCUUGUGUCUUGAAUCUUUAGUAUGUACAGUAAUUCUGUGUGAUUAUUGACAUUAUAAGGGAAGAUUAAGUUGAGCUUAUUGUUUUCAUAGGAUUUGUGAUAUUUAGGGUGUCUGCUCAUAAAGAAAAUUGUGUUUUUAUCAAAUUAUGAACAUUUAGGUUUCACUUCUGUAUAAGUACAUGCUCUAAAAUGCAUAAGUUUACUGUAUCCUAUGAGUAAAUAGAUCUACAUUUUACAUAAUUAAGCUGUGCUGGGAUGGUUUAUGGUUUGUUUAUGAUGCUAUAUUGCUAGUAUUUCAUGUAUUAUUACUAUUUAUGGUGCUUUCAUGAGCACAAUAGAAAAAUUUGACUUUUGUGGAAAUUUAGUGCCUUACAAACACUUUUGUUUCUAUUUAGCAGAAAUUAAGCUUUAUUAUGCAUUUUAAAAAAAGUUUUAGGCACAUAUUGUUUAUUUGAUAAAGUUCAGGUAUAUUUAAACAUUAUUUUCUUUUAUGAAAUGUUUUCAUAGAAUGACAGGUCCAAAGUUUUAAGAUAAAUAAAAUAUCUUUAAAAACAAACACUAGAUCAUAUAUACAUUACACAUAUUUUGUAUAUAUAUGUUCAUGGGAAUAAAGUCAAAAUUUUACAAAGGAUUUUGACUAAAUCUCUGCUUCAUAUUGUAAGAUUCUCAUCUCUUUCUUUUUUUUUUCUCAUCUCUUUCAUUCUACUGAGUUUAGUUUUUGUUUUCCCUCCCACAUUUGAGAAACAAAACCAGUUAAGCACAAAAUACACAUGUUCUGAAUCAUGUAACCAUGAAGAGUUUAUUAGCAGGUCUCAUCUGAAUGUGACCAGUUUAUCUCUGUCAUUCCCAAAGAAGAGAAAGCAAACUUCAGCAAAGAAGCAGGUUAAUCUCUUCAGAUUACUGGGUUAAUUGGCAUUAGAAAUGUUCUACCACCAGCAAAGACUCAUUUCUUUAAAGUGUUGGAAAAUUGGAGCAUACAUUUGUUAUAUUUAUUUAUGAAAAUAAACAUUGAGC
Messenger RNA from Octodon degus (degu), 6304 nucleotides. Its product is annotated as doublecortin domain-containing protein 2-like. Gene Ontology annotation, biological process: cilium assembly; neuron migration; regulation of cilium assembly. The transcript has 6 exons. Bases 145 to 867 code for a protein of 240 amino acids. Lineage: Eukaryota; Metazoa; Chordata; Mammalia; Rodentia; Octodontidae. Gene Ontology annotation, cellular component: kinocilium; microtubule; microtubule organizing center. The record is from RefSeq and is a predicted model, not a curated record.